This is a messenger RNA of Arabis nemorensis, 843 nucleotides long. Lineage: Eukaryota; Viridiplantae; Streptophyta; Magnoliopsida; Brassicales; Brassicaceae. The record is from the annotation of a GenBank genome assembly.
AUGGUGACCCAAAAUGCGAUUCUUAGAAAUACUCUCAUUCUUGUCCUGCUCACUUUAGCCGUCAUGGCCAAAACCGUGUUCUCGCAGAAUUGCCAGAAAAUGGGUUGUCCAGGUCUCAUAGAGUGUUGUAGCUCCUGGGGUUACUGCGGUACCAAAGACGAACACUGUGGCUUUUGGUGCUUCAGCGGCCCUUGCAAUCUCAAAAAUAAAUCAUACGGAUUCGACUACAAUGUCAAUGCCGGUCCACGCGGUCCAAUAGAGAGUAUUGUAACGCCAGAGUUAUUCAACCGCAUCAUGAGAAAAGUAGGAAGCAGUUGUCCGGCAAAAGGGUUCUACACUCACAAGGCUUUCAUCGCUGCGGUUAAAUCGUUUGGAGCCUAUAAAGAAACGGUGGCUAAGCGCGAGAUUGCAGCCAUCUUGACUCAUUUCUCUCACGGAUCUAAUAGCUUUUGUUACAAAGAAGUUAAAGCAAAGGGGAACUAUUGUUCGCCGAGCAAGAAGUACCCUUGUGAACAAGGAAAGAAGUACUAUGGUCGUGGUCCACUCCAAUCAAUCAGAUGGAACGAGUACUUUGGUGCAGCCGGAAAAUUUCUAGAGUUGCCUCUGUUGAAAGAUCCGGAUAUGGUUGCUCGUAGCCCCGAAGUGGCAUUCAAAUAUGCAAUGUGGUUCUGGAACAAGACCGUGCGUCCGGCUCUAUACCUAGGAUUUGGAGAAACCUCGAAGAGAGUGGACGGUCGAAUAUGCGAUAAUUUGCAUCCUGAUGAUACGAAGAACUUGGUUAAGCAAUACGUCGAGUUGUGCAAGAUCCUUGGGGUUACUCCGGAUAAAGGUCUCCAUUGUUAA